Messenger RNA from Pseudophryne corroboree (corroboree frog), 3722 nucleotides. RefSeq names its product transglutaminase 1 (gene TGM1). Bases 216 to 2579 code for a protein of 787 amino acids. Lineage: Eukaryota; Metazoa; Chordata; Amphibia; Anura; Myobatrachidae. The record is from RefSeq and is a predicted model, not a curated record. The transcript has 15 exons. Gene Ontology annotation, molecular function: protein-glutamine gamma-glutamyltransferase activity. Gene Ontology annotation, biological process: peptide cross-linking.
AGGGGUUAUAGGCAUAGGCUGAUUAUAGGCUUGAAUUUAGGGUAGGGAGGAUAUUUCAACAGAGGUGGUUUAAAGUUCAGAAUAACAGGGGAGGGGGAUCUACAGUAUUACUUCAUGAGACUGCAUCAGACUGUUCCAACAGCAUGAGACUGCUUCUAAGAGGACGGAUUGCUUGAAGUGCAUUAGACGGCUUAUAGCACAAAAAUAUAUAAAACAUGUCACGAGGUGUGGAAAGGAAGAAGUCCUGGUGGUUGAGUUGCUGCUCCUGUUGUUCAUCCUCUAGAGGAGAAGAUACAGAGGAUAAUUGGAGACCUGGUGAUAGAAAUAUUGGUGGAGGAAUCUCAGGUGGAGGAAUCUCCGGUGGACGAAUAUCAGGUGGCGAAAUCUCAGGUGGAGAAAUCUCAGGUGGAGAGAUCUCAGGUGGAGAAACUUUAGGUGGGGGAGUCUCAGAUGGAGGAAUCUCAGAAGAUGGAAACAAUGACAGACGAUUCAACAGAGAACCGGGGAGAAGAGGAAGCAACGCGGAUGAAGUACCAUCUGGGCCCUCCAUUCCAGGGUCAUCUUUGCAAAUUCAAAGCGUGGACCUCCUUAAAUCGCGGAAUGGAGAAACACGUCGAGCCCAUCACACCGAAGAGUAUGAGUAUGAUGAAUUAAUCAUAAGGAGAGGGCAGCCCUUCCAGGUCUGCAUUACGUUCCAAAGGGCAUUCGUUCCUAACAGUGACCAAGUCUGUAUCUUGCUACAACAAGGAAACUCCCAGCCAGUUACCUUGAACCUGGUAAAGGAGUUUGAUGAGGGUCGUUGGGGAUGUCAAGUGGCUGAUGUAAGCGGUCAGAAGGUGACACUGUGGGUGAACACCUCUGCUCAGGCUGGUGUGGGAAAAUACCAGCUUAGUGUUAAAAGUGGGGGAGGAUCUUACAAUGACCCCAGUCUGAAGGUCUAUAUCCUGUUUAAUGCAUGGUGUCGCUUGGAUUCUGUAUUCAUGGAUAAUGAAGCUUGGCGUCAGGAAUAUGUUCUCAAUGAGAUUGGGAGGAUUUAUUAUGGUACAGAACAUCAAAUUGGGGAACGUUCCUGGAAUUAUGGACAGUUUGUUAAAGGAGUUUUGGAUGCUGUAAUGUAUGUACUGGACCGUGGAGGCCUCUCUCCUUCAUCACGAGGAGAUCCAAUAACUGUCACACGAGUGAUAUCUGCUAUGGUAAAUUCCAUGGAUGAUAAUGGUGUCGUUGCUGGCAGCUGGUCUGGUGAAUAUGCUGAUGGGGUGAAUCCUGUUGCAUGGGUUGGCAGUGUGGAUAUUCUGCUCAAGUAUCACCAGACAGGGUCAUCUGUGAAAUAUGGGCAGUGCUGGGUGUUUGCUGCUGUUACCACAACAGUGCUCCGCUGUCUGGGAAUUCCAGGACGUACUGUCACCAAUUUUGCAUCCGCUCACGAUACUGAUGGAAAUCUAACUUUUGAUGUUUUUUUUGAUGAGGACAUGAAGCCAUUAGAGGAUAAAAACAGUGAUUCUAUCUGGAAUUAUCACUGUUGGAAUGACUGCUGGAUGACACGCCCUGACCUGUCUGCUAAAUACAAUGGAUGGCAGGCUAUAGAUGCAACUCCUCAAGAGACCAGCCAUGGUAUAUACUGCUGUGGUCCCUCUCCUCUACUUGCAGUUAAGGAUGGAUUAGUAAAUAUAAAAUAUGACACUCCGUUCAUUUUUGCUGAGGUGAACAGUGACAAGGUCUUCUACCAACGGAUGCCCAAUGGGAAGUUUAAGAAGGUUCAUGUUGAAGAGCGAGCAGUCGGACACUUUAUCAGCACUAAGGCUGUGGGGUCAAACGCAAGAGAGGAUAUCACUUAUCUGUACAAACAUCCUGAAGGUUCUGCAGCAGAACGUAAUGCAGUGCGCACAGCUGCGCAGUAUGGUAACAAGCCAUUGGCAGAGGUAGAGACAGAUGAUACAAGUGAUGUGUCACUUACCAUUGACUCACAGGAUGGAGUCAGCAUGGGCAGCGACCUCAUUGUUCGUGUCCUGGUGAACAAUGGCAGCAGUAGCCGUCGCUCAGUGUCCUUAUCUAUGUCCGUCGCUGUUAUGUUUUAUAAUGGGGUCUGCAAAGAAUCAUUCAAGAAUGAAGCUUGUGAAAUAAGUCUGAACCCUGGAGAAUCUAAACCAGUUGGAAUGACCGUGAGAUACAGUGAAUAUCGUACACAGCUUGUCGAUCAGUCAGCCAUGAUGCUAACAGUGUCUGGAAUUGUGAAAGAAUCUGGACAGAAAUUAGCCAAACAGCACACAUUUAGGAUACGAACCCCAGAUCUCAUCAUCAGGGUACAUGGUGAAGCUUUGGUUGGCCAACAAAUUGUGGCAGAAAUUAUCUUCCAGAACCCUCUCCAAACAACAUUGCACAAUGGCCGUUUCCAUGUGGAAGGGCCUGGUUUACAGAGGCCAAAGGUUGUACCAGUUGGAGAUAUUGGGCCUAUGAAAACAAUCUCUAUCACUGAACGAUUCACACCUCAUCGUCCUGGUCCUCGUCAACUCAUGGCAAGUUUCGAGAGCAAUGAGAUGAGUCAAGUACAUGGAGUUGCUGAAGUUGUUGUUCAAGGUUGAUCUAAUCCUGAGCCAAAUCCUGUUUCAUUCAAAGCCACACUAGUAAUUGCUCAGUGUUAUUGGAUGACAUGGAAGCACAAUAAUGAGCUCACAUUGAAAAAAUGCUGAAGGUCUCCUUUUUAAGUAUUCAGUUUCUACAAUAUGAAGACAUCCCAAAAGACCAAUGUGAUCUCAUACAGACUUGACCCUUCACAAGCUGACAAGAAAUCAUGGAUAGAGGCCUAAUUCAUAUGAAAAACAUGCUUUUGAGGGUACCACUCAAAAUGAAAUGGAUGCUGUAUCAGUUAUUCAGUUACUAAGCUAUAUACCACUCACUACAGGCUAGGCCAUUCCACUGUAUUGGAGUAAGUCUUUGGAGAGAGUUUUUGAGUAAGCAUAUGGAGAGCAAUGUCAAUUCCAGACUCUUAUUAUCCACUAAUGGAUGGUACAUGUUAGUGAAUCGAAGACCGAUAUAUGUAAUAAAUUGAACUGAAAAUCUGAGACACUUUUCACAAAGACCAAAUGUGUGAUAUAGGUAGAUGUCACAUUUUAGACAAAUAAAAUAGGAUGAGUAUCCUGGGUGAACAAAAGUAUGACAGUAUUUGCAGUAUAAUCCUCAUAACUGUGAGCAUUAAAGAAUCACCUGUGUAUAUUAUACAUAUUUAUUCAUUCUAAAUAAGAUUGUAUUUUGCUGGUAUACUUAUUUUAAAAUCUCAUUGAAGAAACCAAAGUAUAUGUGUUCGACAUAUGGAUCCUUGGUGCAGUUAUUCUACAUAUGUCCAUUCUGCACUGGUCUCCUUACUUUUCCUUGUCCAUUUUUUAAUGUAUGUAAAACCCUUUUGUUAGAGAAAAGAUGGUAGCUACGAUACACAUAACUGCACUUGCCUUCAGACAGAGGCUUUCUGUAAUAUGAAGGCAGCAUUCCUAGGAGAGUCCAUGAUCAAUGCAUUCCCCAGACCUUGCACACCCCCUCCCUGACUGUAUAUGUGGACUACAUAUAUACAAGGGGAGAGCCACAACCCUUGUGUUUUACCAGUCUAUCUGUCAAAGCUGUUCUGUGACUGGUGGGCACACAGACUGUGAUCAGAUAAAGCACUGGAUUUGUAUGUGCACUUUUUACGUAAUUGUAUUUGAAUGUGUUAAUAAAUAUUUUAUAUUAUAUGG